Molecule: messenger RNA, 1092 nt
Organism: Geodia barretti
Lineage: Eukaryota; Metazoa; Porifera; Demospongiae; Tetractinellida; Geodiidae
Source: the annotation of a GenBank genome assembly
AUGCGGUGGUCGAUGCCUACCUGGCGCUCGAUUCCAACGCCCGUGUGGCUUGCGAGACCCUGGUCACGACCAACCGGAUGGUGCUGGCCGGCGAGGUCCGCGGCCCCGAGUCGAUCACCAGCGAGGCCCUUGAGUCCAUCGCGCGGACCUGCGUUCGCGAAAUCGGGUACGAGCAGGAGGGCUUUCACUGGGCCAAGGCCGCGGUCGAGAUCCAUGUUCACGCUCAGUCGGCCGACAUCGCGCUCGGCGUGGACCAGGCCGGCAACAAGGACCAGGGCGCGGGCGACCAGGGCAUCAUGUUCGGGCUAUGCCUGCCGCGAGACCGAUGCGCUCAUGCCGGCGCCCAUCCACUAUGCCCACGCGAUCCUGGCCGCGCUGGCCCGCGCCAGGCACGCGGGCGAUGCGCCCGGCCUCGGGCCCGACUCCAAGAGCCAGGUGACGCUCCGCUAUGAGGACGGCGUGCCGGUGGGCGCCACCUCGGUCGUCGUCUCGACCCAGCAUGCGGCGGAACUCUCCCAGGACGACGUACGCGCCAUCGUGCGCCCCUACGUCGUGGCCGCGCUCCCCGACGGGUGGAUGUGCGAGGAGGACUGGUUCUACGUCAAUCCGACCGGCCGCUUCGUCAUCGGCGGGCCCGAUGGCGAUGCCGGGGUGACGGGACGCAAGAUCAUCGUCGAUACCUAUGGCGGGGCGGCACCCCACGGCGGCGGCGCCUUCUCGGGCAAGGAUCCGAGCAAGGUCGACCGCUCGGCGGCCUACGCGGCACGCUAUCUGGCGAAGAACGUCGUCGCCGCCAACCUCGCGUCGCGCUGCACCAUCCAGCUCGCCUAUGCGAUCGGCGUCGCCUAUCCGCUGGCGGUCUAUGUCGAUACCCACGGUACCGGCGAGAUCGAUGAGGCAAGACUCGCCAAAGCGCUCGAGUCGGCGAUGGACCUCUCGCCGCGCGGCAUCGGCGAGCAUCUCGACCUCGCCCGUCCGAUCUUCGAGCGGACGGCGGCCUACGGCCACUUCGGCCGCGAGCCCGAGGCCGACGGCGGCUUCUCCUGGGAGCGGACGGACCUCGUCGACCCGCUUCUCUCCGCGGUGGGGUGA